AUGGGGUCCAUAAUGAAAAUGUUCAAAACUAACAAGAAACAUAGUAAUAAGGAAAAUGUGCCGUCGGUAACAUUCAACACAAACUCUCUUAAAAGCAAAAAGGAGCAACUAAGCGAUCAUGUGUAUGCUGGAGACUCGAAAAAAAUUGAUUUACGAUUGAAAAGCCCUUACGCGGUUGUGACAGAGCCGAAAAAGACGCGCGGACCGCGCUCGUGUCCCGGGGCCCCAAUGGACGACUACAACAACAUGUCGACAAUGUUGGCGGAUAAGAAAAAUUUAAUGAGAAUUGAUGAAAAUACCAAUUCUUUGAAACAGAAAAAGCGAGUCAAAGAUGAUUCGGCACUAAUCGAAAAAUCAAGAAAAUCUGAAUAUAUAAACGGCAGAAUUGAUCCAGAGGUGAUGGCAUACCGUAAUAUGAUGGCCCGUCAGCAUUAUGACAUGAAUUCCUACGAAUCUGAUGACGACGAGGUCUAUGAAGCUCGACUUCGAUUGAUGGAGGAAAAAAAUGCGCGUCUUGAAAAUAAAGUGCAACGAAUGCACCGACGAAUGAAUGAGGAGCGUUCAACGAUGACACGUCAAAUUGAAAUGCUUCAAGAGGAGAAUUAUCGCUUAAAGAAAACCCACGACCGAAUGCACCGGCAGUAUACACAAAUGAAGGCGCAAAUUGAAUUCGACAGAAAGCAGAAGAGUGAUCUUCUCAAAAUGCUUCACGACGCAAACAGCAAAAUUGAGAUGCUUGAAGCCGGUUGUGACGAGAAUGUGAAUGACGAGAGCGUGAACACCAGCUCGCUUUUGUGCCCCUACAAUGGAGCUGAGAUGGAACGGAGCUCCGAAGGCGCCGGAGAGGCUCUAUGCUUUCCGGAAAUGAUGAAUACACAGGGAUUCGGUGUGUUUCAAUCGAUGACCCAAUCAUUGGUGAUCAAUUCAAUGCCGCCGAACUCGAUGAAAGAUGAUAUGGACACACAGGACGAGGUGCGCAUUUUUAGAAAAAGCGAGGGCACCAGCAGCCCAGUGGAAUUGACUCGUCGCGAACCAUCGCCGCCAUUCAUCAUCGAGCCGAAAGCGUUGAAGAAGCGCGCGCCGACGAAUAGCGGCGCGAUGACGAGAUCGCAUUCGGACACUGAUUUGUUCAAAGCGCACGACGUUGUUGAAUUGGCGCCCGAUGAGGUUUUGCGCGACACCACUGACGAUGAAGAAGAGCACGUUCGACCGAUGCCCUACACAAGAAAAUCGUCAUGGAUUAAGAAGAACUCGAUGAUGGAUGAUGAUUUGACCUCGUCCGGAUCGGAAGAGGAACGCCUUGGUCUUAUUGAGCGGCAGCUGAGAAAGCGUGGAGAGGUCGUGAAAUUCAAUCCGCCUCGAAGAACUGUGCAGUCGAAGCACUUUAAAAGAUUCGGCAAAAUGGAGCGUUCUGCUCUCGCCGAAUUCGAAUAUCUUCAAGAUAUGUCGACGGAUGUUUCUGGCAUGAUGUCAAGUCCAGAAGUCAAUCAAAUUGCGGCAUUCCAAGCGCAACAAUUGUAA
This is a messenger RNA of Caenorhabditis bovis, 1521 nucleotides long. Lineage: Eukaryota; Metazoa; Nematoda; Chromadorea; Rhabditida; Rhabditidae. The record is from the annotation of a GenBank genome assembly.